GAACAUAUAUUAUCUAUGCAUGUAUCUCCUUCUCACAUAACCCUAACAUUUCUGAAGCGUGAACCGUGCCACCGUCGGUGGAGCUCGACAGCAGCACACGUAUCAGUUCCCGGGUGAGACAGGCGAGGCGGCGGCGAUCAAGUGUUGAAGAAGAGAAUCGGGUACCUCCAACGAGGUGAUAGUGGAGAGUGAUGGCCGGAAGUUCUUCUUCAAUUGACAUGCCUGAAUUUCCAUCAAAUUUUAAUGUUCUUGCCAUUGAUACUGACCUUAGAGUUCUUGAAUUCAUCGACAAAUCAUGCAACGAUAAUUCUCAUAAAGUUAAGAUAUGCUCUGAAUCUUCAAGUGCGGUCGACUUUUUGUUGGAAAAAGAAAUAGACUUUCAUUUGAUUAUCAUGGAACUCCAUAUGCCAAUGAUGGAUGGCUAUGAAUUUCUGCAUUUUCUCGAUAAAGAAGUAAUUGAUGUUCCUUUCAUCAUGAUGUCUGAGGAUCGUACUCCACUUUCCCAAGAGAAGGCUUUUAAUCUUGGAGCUUGUGAUUAUUGGGUUAAACCCAUAUUUGAGUAUGGGUUUUUGUUCGAGAAUAAGCAUUUGUGGUCACCUAUGUUCCGACAUCAUUUCCACUGCAGGCGCAUAAGGAAAAAUAUUGAUAGCUUGGAAGAUGAUGAAAUAAGUGAGACAAGUUAUAGUUCUGAAUUCUCUUCUGAUGGAGAAGUCGAAGCCGAUGAUGAUAGUCCCCAUAAGAAAGAAUAGCCUAGUCAAGUCAAAAAGCUGUCACAGCUGUGAAGAAUAUAAAAUUACUAUUACUAUUAAAAUAGUUCAUUUCCUUCAUUAAUUCAUUGCUAUUCUUAGUGUGAA
This is a messenger RNA of Vigna umbellata (rice bean), 854 nucleotides long. Its product is annotated as two-component response regulator ARR14-like. NCBI's taxonomy places the organism in Eukaryota, Viridiplantae, Streptophyta, Magnoliopsida, Fabales, Fabaceae. Gene Ontology annotation, biological process: phosphorelay signal transduction system; cytokinin-activated signaling pathway. The record is from RefSeq and is a predicted model, not a curated record.